Octopus sinensis (East Asian common octopus) is the source of this 2810-nucleotide messenger RNA. RefSeq lists its product as uncharacterized. The transcript has 9 exons. The record is from RefSeq and is a predicted model, not a curated record. Lineage: Eukaryota; Metazoa; Mollusca; Cephalopoda; Octopoda; Octopodidae. Bases 111 to 368 code for a protein of 85 amino acids.
CAAAAGGUACUGAAGAUAAUUAUGCAACUAUUCCAGAUGAAGCUCUCACUAAUGAAGAGCAAUAUGCUGAAGCUAGUGGGCCCAGUUAUUUAGAAUUGAAACCAGCAGACAUGAAGAUUUCUUACGUUAAUGUUUCAAGGAAACCUGAUGAUGCUGUGGAAGAACAAUGUGCUGAGGUUAGCGAGCCGAAAUAUUUAGAAAUGGGACAACGAAACACGGAUGGUACUUACGUUAAAGUUUCAAAGAAACCUGCUGCUGUGGAAGAACAAUGUGCUGAGGUUAGCGAGCCGAAAUAUUUAGAAAUGGGACAACGAAGCACGGAUGGUACUUACGUUAACGCUUCAAAUAAACCUGCUGGUUACCAGUGAAGGUCUAUGUUCUUCAGAUGAACAAAAGGAACCUAGAAGCUUCCAGAACUGAAUGAAACCUUGUGAGCAACCAAUCAGUCUCUUUGUCAUCAUUUCAUGGACACUUUUGCAAGCACUGAAGAUUUGAACUAAAUAUCUGAUACUACCAUAAAAUUAUUGAUUUCUGUUAUAUGCUAUAACUGCUUUGUUUUUGUAUAUAAUUCAUUGACAAUUUCUUGAUUUAUCUUCAGUCUUUAUAAAUGUCUAUCUAUAACUAAACAUUUGCAUCAAUGAAGUAAACCCAAUUAAAUUUCAGUAUUUCUUUCCUCUUAUAUGAGUCAUCAUCAUUUAAACACUGUAUGGAUAUUUAACAACAUAGUUAUGAAUAUCAUUGAUUUUUGGAACAUAUUUUAGAAUAAUCUCUUGAAAAAAAAUUAAGAAUUUGAAUUUAUGCCAAUUUUCUACAAAUGACCAGCAAUUAUGAUUGGGUUUUUUCCACAUUAAAUAUAUUCUUGAAACCAUUUACAACUUCAUGAUUAAAAUGUGAUGCUCACUUUACAAAAGUUCAUUAUAUACUUUCUGUUAUUUUACUGCAUUGGAAUCAAUGUAUUCAGAUUUCAUUCUGUCACAUUUAUACAUACAUAAAUUCAGAAUUAUAAUCCUUGAUAUUAUCAAGUUUUAAAUUCAAUCUUUUCAGCCCUUUUAAAUCCAAGGUCAUUUUUUUUAAAUACUAAAAUUAUGUGUACCAGAAUUCAUUUUUCUUUUUGGUGAUUGUGAAGCUAUAUGUUUUUUAUACCCACAUUUAACCAUUCUUUCUAUAAAGAAAUACUUCACCUUAUAUGCUAUACCAUUGUAAUAUAUUUACUAAAAGGAAAAAGAUCACUGUACAUAUAUGGAAUUCUUCCAACAAUAAUGCAUGUUAGAGAUGUUCCAAUGUUAAGUCUGUCAUUGCUUGUGAACAGUUAUCACAUUGUUCCUGCAAAAGUGCUUGAUUAUUCUUGUCUUAAAUAAAUACCUUGAAAUAUUUAAUUUCUUACCAAUUCUAUUUUUCUAUUCAAAUAAAUAUGGAUUAUUGUGCAUUUUAAUUAGUAAUUUUAUCACUAUUUCAGCAAGUCCUAUCAAGGCUAGUCUUUGCUAAUAAGGUCAUAAUAAAGCCAAAAUAUAUUCAGAGUUGAUAAAAAUAUCAAAAUAUUAUCAUUAAUUAAUAUCAUGAUGUUUUUAGCUGCUUAUUUAUUUCUAGUUUAUUUUCUAACUCUCCAUGCUUUAAAUAUGUUAUAAGUAGCUUUUCUUUGUUUUCUUACCUAAAAACUAUCUCACAGACAUCAAGCUAAGUUACGAGAAGUUAACAGAAGUCAAAUGCACUUAUGAACAAGACAGGAGGAAAUGAAGAAGUAACAAUUGAGAAAAUGAAAACAAAAAGAUGAAAAAAUGAGAGUGUGUGAAAAGGUGAGUUUUUAAUAGAUUACAUAAACAUCAAAACACUUAAAAAAAAAGAUAGACCAGCAGAAAAACUAUGUAUCUUACAACAAAAUACAAAUUUAGAAUUUUAAAUCUAUAUCCUAGUUUAAGUCUGUUUUUUGUGUGUAUGCACUCGCACAGAAGAAGAACUGACUAAAUUACCAAAUUAUUAGUCAAUUUGCUUCCAAUUAGCUUCAUAUCCUAAGACAGACAAAGAUUUGUUCCUUUUUUAAUAAUAUUAUAUAAAAAUGUAAAUACUGGCUUUUCAAGAACAGUUAAUUUCCUUUUGUUAUAAUUUAGUCAAUUCCCUUUUCUCUCUCUCUCUCUCUCUCUCUCUCUCUCUCUCUCUCUCUCUCUCUCUCUGUGCAUGUGUGUAUGUGUAUGCUAAAACAGGCUUAAACUAAGGUAUAAAUUGAAAAUGCUAAAUUUGUAUUUUUUUGUAAGAUACAUAAUUUUCCUUCUGGUUUAUCUCUUCAGGCGUUUUAAGGUUUAUGUAAUCUAUUUAAAACUCUUACCCUUUCACACUGUCUCAUUUUCUUAUCUUUUCAUUUUCAUUUUCUCAUGUCUUGUUCAUAAAUGCUUUUGACUUCUAUUAAUUUCUCUUAAUUUAGCUUAGUGUCCCCUGUUUUUAUUUUGAUACAAUACUUCAUUCUCCUCUUUCACCUUCCCAACUUCUCCUACUAAUGGCAUUACCCAGUUGUCUUUCUAUACUAGAACAUAAUUUCUCAGUAUGAGUUUUCAGUUCAUAUUAUAAUCUAUUUUGUAUUGAUUUCUCUGCUAGAAAAUGACAUUUUUUUCUUCAAUUUUAUGUACAUUUUUUCAUGCAUUGUUAUGAGCCUUACUCAUUGAUAUAACACAAUGUCUGCAGUAAGAUUUGAAUUCAUGACAAAGUAUUCACUACUUCAGUACUUUUACUUUUAUAUCUACUUUUCUUAACCUUAAUUUUGCUAAACGCUUUUAUUAUCGCUAUAAUUUUAACUCAGUAAAUAAAGAUGAAUUAUGCUU